AUGUUAAAUAUUAAUCCAGCUAAUCUAGACGCGAGUUCUCUAUUGAUUGAUAUUUGCUUUCAACAGGGAAAUUGGAAAGAAGACUAUAUUGUAGACGCCAUUCUAUCUAUCUAUCUAUCUAUCUAUCUAUCUAUCUGCCUUCGAUAUCUAUCUAUCUUUCAAUUUAAUAUCUAUCUAUCUCUAUCACUCACUUCAUAUCUAUCUAUCUAUCUAUCUAUCUAUCUAUCUAUCAAUUUCCCUGCCUUCGAUAUCUAUUUCAAGAUCUAUCUAUCUAUCUAUCUAUCUAUCUAUCUAUCUAUCUGUCUGUCUGUCUGUUUAUCUAUCUCACUCCCUUCAUAUCUAUCUAUCUACCUCAGUACCUAUCUGUCUAUCUCUAUCACUCACUCACUCACUCACUCACUCAAUCUAUCUAUCUAUCUAUCUAUCUAUCUAUCUAUCUAUCUAUCUAUCUAUCUAUCUAUCUAUAAAUUUAAGUCCUCAUAUAUCUAUCUAUCUAUCUAUCUAUCUAUCUAUCUAUCUAUCUCGCUCCCUUCAUAUGUAUCUAUCAGUUUAAGUCUUCACAUCUAUCUACCUCAGACUAUACACCGAUAUUACUCCCUUCAUAUCUAUCUAUCUAUCUAUCUAUCUAUCUAUCUAUCUCUGUUGCUUUCACCAUAUCGAUCCAUUUAUUUAUCCAUCUAUUUCACUCGCUUCAUAUCUACCUACCCUUCUAUCCAUCUACCUAUCUAA
Messenger RNA from Acanthosepion pharaonis, 729 nucleotides. Lineage: Eukaryota; Metazoa; Mollusca; Cephalopoda; Sepiida; Sepiidae. The record is from the annotation of a GenBank genome assembly.